CGGAAGGAGACAGUGGUGCACCAGCGAGCAUUUAUGGGAGAGAAGCCCUACAUCUGCAUCGAGUGCGGGCAAAGCUUCAACCGCAGCUCCGACCUGAUCCGCCACCAGAGGAUCCACACUGGGGAGAAGCCGUACGUGUGUGCUGACUGCGGCAAGAGCUUCAGCCGCCGCUCCCACCUCAUCCAGCACCAGCGAGUCCACACAGGUGAGCGGCCGUACCAGUGCAAGGACUGUGGGAAGAGCUUCAGCCAGAGCACCCACCUGGUGCAGCACCAGCGCAACCACACUGGUGAGAGGCCUUAUGUCUGUGCCAAGUGUGGGAGGAACUUCUACCAGAACUCAGGCCUGCUCCGCCACGCCAACUUUCACACAGGUGAGAAACCGUACAAGUGCCCCCAGUGCGGGAAGCGCUUCAGUGACAGCUCCAACCUCAUCGCCCACCAGCGUCUCCACACUGGUGAGAAGCCCUACAAGUGUGCUGAUUGCAACAAGUGCUUCAGUGAGAGUUCUAAGCUGGUCAUCCACCGGCGUGUCCACACAGGUGAGAAGCCAUACUUGUGCCCUGACUGUGGGAAGAGAUUCAGCCAGCGCUCACACCUUGUCCAGCACCAUCGCACCCACACUGGGGAGAAGCCCUACAAAUGUGCCGAGUGUGGGACCUGCUUCAGUGACAACUCUACCCUCAUCCGUCAUCGUCGUACCCACACUGGGGAGAAACCUUUCAAGUGCUCACACUGUGGAAAGAGCUUCAGUCGCAACUCCUACUUAGUCUCACACCAGCGGGUGCAUAUGGGAAAGAAACCCCUCAGAUGCUGUGACUGUGGAAAGGGUUUUGAUGGGAAUUCUGACCUGACUGCAAACCAGGUGGUUCACACUGGAGAGAAGCUUUAUCUGUGUGCUCCUUGUGGGAAGAUGUGGAGCCAGGAUUCAUCCCUUACUCAGCAUCAAUGA
Antrostomus carolinensis (chuck-will's-widow) is the source of this 951-nucleotide messenger RNA. RefSeq names its product zinc finger protein 436 (gene ZNF436). The annotation marks the transcript as partial. The transcript is spliced from 2 exons. Lineage: Eukaryota; Metazoa; Chordata; Aves; Caprimulgiformes; Caprimulgidae. The record is from RefSeq and is a predicted model, not a curated record.